Molecule: messenger RNA, 984 nt
Organism: Besnoitia besnoiti
Lineage: Eukaryota; Apicomplexa; Conoidasida; Eucoccidiorida; Sarcocystidae
Exons: 8
Coding region: 1-984 (327 amino acids)
Source: RefSeq, a predicted model, not a curated record
AUGCUCGCUGUUUCGCCUCUCUGGCUGGCGGCGCUAGCCGUAUGGUAUUCCACUUCCGUUGAAGGUGGGCCACCUGAAUCCACCGCGCGCAAUGAACCUAUGAGACUCCGGCGUCUUGAUGGACCGUAUGGCGUUGGCUAUGGAAGAUGGGGGUUCCAAGGCAGUUACGGUGUGCCUCUCCCACAGCCUGGCUAUGCUGGCAAAGUUCCAGGAGUGUACACCAGACCACCCGGUGUGACACUGUUGCCGACCAACACCGGCGUCAUGUACCCGCGGCCGGUGCUUGGAGUGGUGGCUGACCAAAGAGUGUAUGCGGCGGGGCUUGCCACUGCAUCCAGUUUCACAACAGCUAUUGGCGGAUAUCCACAGGUCGCUAUAGCGGGAGCCGGUCCAGUGUUGGCCUCCCAGUCCUCUGCCAGUGUCCUUGCUGUGUCUCCCGGAGCUGAGGCUGCCGUUGUGACACAACCGUAUGUGAGCGACGCACUGGGUAGCCAAGCUGCCUCUGUUAACCAAGAAGCUGGCACGCCCGCGACAGGCAGCCCAUCUUCAUGCCCCGAACAAAGCAUAGGUGAUUUACUGGUGCUCGCGAACCGCCUACGCGAAGGCAACAUUCGGACGCGUCAAGCCGCAAUUGAAUUCCUCCAAUCUGACGCCGAUUAUAGGAACUGCAGCGUGGCGGCGCUUGCUUCGAUCGUCGAUAUACAGAACCUCGCGGAGUACUUGCUAGCCUCAAAGACACAAAAAACUGAAGAUUCCGUAUGGAAAGAGCUCAGAAGCAUAGCACAGCUGCGAUUUUGUUCGGACGAUGAGGUCUAUGCACUCUCCCGGCAAGCUCCGAUAAAGAGGAUUUACGAUCCCGAUGGCAUUCGCACUUCGACUCAUUCGCUAGGUGCGCCUGCUGACGAAACUGGCAGGGCGCGCAUGGAUGCUGGCGCCGACGAUUGGUGCCAGUUGCAACCAGAACAUCCACUGUGCCAGUACUGA